Capra hircus (goat) is the source of this 1171-nucleotide messenger RNA. It is a transcript of the gene NEUROG2, whose product is annotated as neurogenin 2. Bases 309 to 1121 code for a protein of 270 amino acids. Gene Ontology annotation, molecular function: protein dimerization activity. The record is from RefSeq and is a predicted model, not a curated record. NCBI's taxonomy places the organism in Eukaryota, Metazoa, Chordata, Mammalia, Artiodactyla, Bovidae. The transcript has 2 exons.
CACAAGCAGCUUCGCUUUAACUGGAGUGCCUGGGAGUCGCGUGCCAGGAGCCGCGCGUCCAGGGACUGACUGACAAGACAGACACGCACCACCACCACAACACACGAGACCCGGGCGGGUCGCCGAGGCCGCCGGGGCUCUUGGCAAAGUCGCCGGUCAGAGAGGUCCCCCGCGGAGCCGCGCCGCAGCAGCGCCAGGCCCGGUGCCUCCAAGCCGGCAGAAGGAGCAGCGCUGAGCUCCCGGCUGCGCGGAGAAUCGCAGCACGCGCCAAAGAGCGACGCCGAGGCACGUUUAGAGAGAGAACCAAGAUGUUCGUCAAAUCCGAGACCUUGGAGUUAAAGGAGGAGGAGGACGUGCUGGUGCUGCUUGGCUCGGCCUCCCCCGCCUCGGCGGCUCUGACCCCUGUAUCUUCCAGCGCUGACGAGGAGGAAGAGGAGGAGCUGGGCGCGGCGGGCGGAGCGCGUCGGCAGCUUGGGGCAGAGGCCGGGCCCGCGGCGCUGGGCGGCUCGCCGGGAGGAGCCGAGGGCUGCCGGCCGGCGCGGCUGCUGGGUGUGGUGCACGAGUGCAAGCGGCGCCCUCCGAGGGCCAGGGCUGUUUCUCGCGGCGCCAAGACGGCCGAGACCGUGCAGCGCAUCAAGAAGACCCGUAGACUGAAGGCCAACAACCGCGAGCGCAACCGCAUGCACAAUCUCAACGCGGCGCUGGACGCGCUGCGCGAGGUGCUCCCCACAUUCCCAGAGGACGCCAAGCUCACCAAGAUCGAGACCCUGCGUUUCGCUCACAACUACAUAUGGGCGCUCACCGAGACCCUGCGCCUGGCUGACCACUGUGGGGGCGGCGGCCUGCCCGGGGCGCUCUUCUCGGAGGCAGUCAUGCUGAGCCCGGGAGGCACUAGCGCCGCCUUGAGCAACAGCGCAGACAGCCCUUCGCCCGCCUCCACGUGGAGCUGCACAAACAGCCCCGCGGAGUCUUCCUCGGCGUCCUCCAACUCCACCUCCCCCUACAGCUGCACUUUAUCUCCCGCCAGCCCUGACGGUUCAGACAUGGACUAUUGGCAGCCCCCACCUCCAGACAAGCACCGCUACGCACCUCACCUCCCCAUAGUCAGGGACUGUAUCUAGAACUGCCAUCUCUGCUACCCACGCCAGGCCUUAGUGGGUACCCUUUCCUG